Messenger RNA from Antechinus flavipes (yellow-footed antechinus), 6200 nucleotides. RefSeq names its product exoribonuclease 1 (gene ERI1). The transcript has 7 exons. Gene Ontology annotation, biological process: exonucleolytic trimming to generate mature 3'-end of 5.8S rRNA from tricistronic rRNA transcript (SSU-rRNA, 5.8S rRNA, LSU-rRNA). The coding region runs from base 2071 to 3129 and encodes 352 amino acids. Gene Ontology annotation, molecular function: nucleic acid binding; 3'-5'-RNA exonuclease activity. Gene Ontology annotation, cellular component: cytoplasm; nucleolus. NCBI's taxonomy places the organism in Eukaryota, Metazoa, Chordata, Mammalia, Dasyuromorphia, Dasyuridae. The record is from RefSeq and is a predicted model, not a curated record.
AUGCAUCCCGCCGAGCCUUGGCUGAGAAGGGAUGGACCAAGGCAACGGUGCCCAAACAUUUUGGCAGUCUGCUUUCUCGGGAUGCAUAUUGCGAAUUCUGCAUUGAGGAGGGUCCAAAGGAGGGUGGGGGAAAGGGGUAUGAGAAGGCACCAAGGGGGUUUCAGAGUAGUUGCAUGUCUGGGAAAUCUGGAUAGUCUGCGGGUCCUUGCCGGAACACUGAAAGGCUUUCAUUGUUUUAGGAGGAUUCUGAUGAGAAACCACACCGAGGUCCAAGCAUCCAACUCUGCUGCCCGGAGCACAGCUCCAUUGGGCUGGGCACCGCCAAAUGCGGCUGUGUUUGUCUGAAAGACGGUCCCACAGCGGGCUCACAAAGCCAGCCUCUCCCAGAGGUCAGAAGCGACGCAGGGACCCCCUGCAAGGUCUCGGGGGAACUUUGGAGUCAGUGGUGAGACCUAAGAGACCCCGGCCUAUAUCAUGGCGCUGUGCUCCAAAGAGAGGUACAGGUACAGAGCCGCGGCCGCCUCGAAUGUUCACCGGGACGUUCCGUGGAGCCCACGUCGGUCUGACCGGCCACAGCCAGACCCGCUGCUCCCUGUCUCCAACAUGGUGAGGUCAUUUUGGUUCUCUUCCAGCACGGGGGACAAGCACCGCCCCCAAAAGGGAAGAACUGGACACACGAAACAAGCAAAGACUGCGAGGGACUCUGAGAGGGCGGCCUGGUGACCCCGCUUGGAUGUGCACUGGGAUUGUGUCCAUUUACUGAGGUCUCCUGAGAAGGUCUUGGCCCCUUCGCUGCCAGAGGCGCCCAGGAGCCCCUUAAGCGAGCCGGACUUUUGGCUUAAAACCUUUGCCCACUUUUGCCCUGGCAUCAAGGGAUGAAACUUAGGGAGGGAGGCACGAGGCGGGAAGAGUUCUCCUCUGGCAAUCUGCGGCUGAGGGAUGGAGUGGGGCUGUACGAUGAGAGAAGACCCAGCUUUUUUUUUUUUUUUUUUUUUUUUUUUUGCCUGCUCACGUCUUCUGCACAGGACUGAGACUGUCCUAUCUUAGCCUCAAACCAUCAAUGACAACUCAUAUUUUUUCUAGUAAAUUUAUCUUUACUUCACAUUGCUUUAUGAUGGGAGAGAAAAAUCAGAGCAAAAGGGAAAAACCAUGGGAGAGAGGGAAAAAAAUCAGGAAAAAGAAGGGAACACAGCGUGUGUUGAUUUACAUUUAGUCUCCUUAGUUCUUUUUCUAGAUGCCGAGAGGGUUCGUUUUUGAGCGUGAGGCAGGCACUGCGGUAGGAGCUGGGCAAAUGCUGAAGACAAGCGGUCCUGCCCUCAGAGGCUGGCUCUCCGGGGGAGGCAAGACGUGCGGGCACACGUGUGUACAGAAAGCACGGGGAAGCCCCGCAGCUGGGGGUGGGCUCCCCCACAAGGCAGUCCUAGAACUGAACUCCAAAGGAAACCCCGGGUUGUGAGAGGCUGAGAGGAGGAGCGAUCGCAUUCCACGCAAGCAAAACAAGCACAAAAGCAAGGAGGCAGGAGAUGAGCGGUCAGAUUAGUACAGUUGGGACCACUGGGCGUGGCAAAGGGUGUAAUGGAUCAGGGGGCUGUGGGCUACGCGGGUCCCAGAAGAUUCUAGGGUAUGCAAGGGGUACGUGAGAAGUCCAGAGGCUUGAGGAAGACCACUUUGGCCGCUGAGUGGAGGAUAGCCCGGGAAGGGGCGGGACUGGAGCAUGCCGGCCAAUCGGGAGGUGACUGUUCAGAGGGGGCGAGAGGGGCGGGGCUCUAUUUAUUACGUCCGUCCGGAGGGAGUGUCGUCACGUGACCCCUACUGUUCCCUCGGCUCCUCUCUUUCCCUUCCCGCCUGUGCGCGCGGCCCAGUAGAAAGGGCGGAGCGAAGCGCGGCCCGCCGCGACGGCGCAUGCGUAUGCGUGCGCGCGCCCGUCUCACUGCGUGCCCACGUCAGCCCGCGCUCGACCCCGGAGGCGGGAGUUUGUCCUCGCGGCUGCUCGGCGUGGGGGCGGGGUCCUGGAGAGCCAGACUUGUGCGGCACGGCUGAGAGCUCUCGGGGUCGACAGGUCCAACUGAGAUGGAGGCAUGCAGCGGCCGCCCGCUCACCGGGGAGGGUCAGGAGAACCAGAUUCGCAGGGGCAGCGAUGGGCUAAUCCCCCGGGAGGAGUUCACGCCGGCGGGAAUGAGUCAGGGCAAACAUCAACGACAACUUGAUAGCCAAGAAACAAAUGGAAGGAAACCUGUCAUCUCCACUUCAAGUGAUUUCAGUGACCCAAUUUACAAAGAAAUUGCUGUUACCAAUGGAUAUAUUAAUCGAAUGAGUAAGGAAGAGCUCCGAGCUAAACUUUCAGAAUUCAAGCUUGAAACCAGAGGUGUGAAGGAUGUUCUCAAGAAGCGGCUCAAGAACUACUACAAGAAGGAGAAACUGACCCAGCAGCGUGAGGAUGGGGACACUGGCAGCUACUACGACUACAUCUGUGUCAUUGACUUUGAAGCCACCUGUGAGGAGGGCAACCCCCCCGAAUUCACUCAUGAGAUCAUUGAGUUUCCAAUUGUCUUAUUGAACACGCACACCCUAGAGAUCGAAGACACAUUCCAGCAGUAUGUGAGGCCAGAGAUUAACACACAACUUUCUGACUUCUGCAUCAACCUCACAGGAAUUACACAGGACAUGGUGGACCGAGCUGACACUUUCCCCCAGGUGCUUCGGAAUGUAGUGGACUGGAUGAGGCUAAAGGAGCUAGGAACUAAGUACAAAUACUCCAUAUUGACGGAUGGUUCAUGGGAUAUGAGUAAGUUCCUGAAUAUUCAGUGUCAAAUCAGCAGGCUCAGAUACCCUUCUUUUGCCAAAAAGUGGAUCAAUAUUCGAAAGUCAUAUGGAAACUUUUACAAGGUUCCUCGGAACCAGACUAAGCUGACCAUCAUGCUUGAAAAGCUGGGGAUGAGUUAUGAUGGGCGGCCCCACAGUGGCCUGGACGACUCCAAGAACAUCGCUCGCAUCGCGGUCCGAAUGCUUCGCGACGGCUGUGAGCUGCGGGUCAAUGAGAAGAUGCAUGGAGGGCAGCUCACGAGUGUGUCCUCAUCUUCACCCGUAGAGGGCGCCCCAGCCCCACAGAUGCCACAUUUCCGAAAUUAACAAUUAAGAUUUAUUGCCUCCUGGUUGGUAACACUGCAGCUUGGGUUGCUACCAAAAGUUAACAGAUGGUUAAUCACUUAUUGAACUAAUUCUACAAUGCAAAAUUCAAGCACCUUAGAUGUUUAAAAGUUUUAUUACAGAUAUAUAUGCAUAUAUGUGUAUUUUGUUGAACAAAUAUAUAUGUAUAUAUGAGUGUGUGUAUAUAUAUUUGUUGAACAAACAGCAGAUGGAGGGAAUAUUUGAAUUCAAUGCCACCAGCACUUUUAGUUCUUAAAGUAUUGUUAACAAUUCUCAUAUAUGUGUUUGUGUGUGUGUGUGUAUGUGUGUAUACGUCGGUGCACACACACAAACAUAUAUGUGUGUGUAUAUAUAUAUCUGUAUGUUCCUUUUUGGAAGUGAGCUUGAUCAUUUGCGAAUACGAAGAGCCCAGUCUGCAUUUGGGUGGGCUUGUCCUUAGCCAACAUACAUUUUCCCAUCUGGGAAGUGCUUUAUUCCCAGAUAGUCAUUGUGCAUUCCUUUUCCUGCAUCUGACCUAGAUGUUCUGGACUGCAGGAAGAAAGGCUGAAGUCAGGAGUGGGAUGGCAGGCCACCCUCCGACUAAUGUGUAUGGCACAAUCACCCAUCAGGUCACUGGUACAGUUUAAAAGAGGAUCAGUCUCUGGGGUGGGGGGAGGGGGAGAGCAAAAAUCAGGUCAGGUCAUUGAAUCUGAUGAAAAAUGUACUAAUUAAUGCAGAUUACUGACAAAAAAAAAUGUGGAGUUUGGGGGAAAUCAUAGAAAACAUAGCAUUGAACUUACUCUGCAUUUUUUAGGAGGAUUGGGUUUUUAGGGCCUUUUUUUCCCUGUCACAUAAUUAUAGGCUGAAACUUUGCGAGACCAAGUAAAUACUAAGGAUAAUGAGACUUUGUCUCAAAUUAGUCAUAAAAAUCAAGCAUCACCAUUCACAUUCAGCACAGUCAAGGAGGAGAAAAAAGUAAAAGUAAUGCAUUCCACUCCCAUUUUAUAUUUUUAGGAGACUGAAGAACCUUAGAUUAGAAAGUCCUCGGAGAUCAUUUACAACAGUCCCUCAUGUUGUAGGGAAGGAGACUGAGGCUCAGGAAUGCUUGGCCCAGAGGCCUUCUUUGUCCCCUGCUGGCUUGUUCUCUGCAGUGUGUAAAAAGACCCAAACCAGUGGGGCCACCGUUAUCGGAUUUGUUUCCAUAUGGUAUGUUGUAUAUAAAUCGUUUGAGUUGCUCACCACAUGUUAAUUAGUGAUCGUUGAUGCCGAGACAGGAAGAGAUCAGUUCUUAUUUUCUUCAAAGAAAGCACAUUCUAAUGGUGGACAAAGGAGGAGGAUGUUUUGCCUAGAGACAGAAACCUCUGUUUGGAUGUAUUCAGAAAUUGUUCUUGUCGCUGCUUCUUCCUGGAGCCCAGCUUCUUCCGUGAUCUUCACUUGAACAUGCUGUGCACCCACGAAAGAGGCCCUGGGGACUCCUCUCUGUCUCGUUAGGGGAGGCCUCACACUUGCAGAGCAGUGGGGUGGUGCUGGGGUGACUGUCUUCCCUGCCUUUAGUUGUGUUUGCAGGGUGGACACAUUUGCUCAUUUGGUUGACAUAUAUCAAUGACAGCGCCAUUACAGCAUUCUUUAAUUAGUCCACUGCAUUAUAAUAUAUUUUUAUUUUCAUUUUCACUUGAAAAAUGCCUUUUAUUUAAAGAUCUCUGAGGACAGAAAUGAAGAUGUAUUUGAUCAUACAUUUAUUCUUUUUGCCUUUGGGGCAAUAGUGUUCAGUUUCAGUAAAGGAUAAAUUGAUGGAGUCAUGUUGCAGAACAUGGCAAUGUACGCCAUCUUUCUUUAAAAAGCUUGAUGAGUGAGUUAAGUAGACCUUAUUGUCAAUAGUGUGUUUCCUUUCCCUUUCUAGGGGAAAUUCUUCUUAAAAUGACACUUUAAUUUUUAGGAGUCCUUUAUUUUUGUCUUGUAAGUCAUUGUGCCCUGAUCACACGCGCCUCUCUCAGGCUUCAGAAGGUCAUGCUCUGUCUCUGCUUUGCCGGCCAAACCAAAUAUUGAUUUAAUUUGGACACCAUGUACCCUCCUGGUCUCUUUUGGAGCUGCUGUUCUGUUGAUCUCUUCUGUCCAGGAUGAUUUUCUCUGUUGAAUAAUAGUGUCCCUCCCUUCCCCUUCCUAGCACCAAUCAGGACCGACUUUAGUUUUACCAUCUGGAGCUCCAGGGAGAGCCCUUUAUCCAUCUCAUUUCAUGAUUUGGUGGUGGCGGGCUUCUCUUAUUUUCUCACUGGUAACUUGCCGACAAAUGCCUUUCCAAUGUUCCAGGCAUGCACCUUAGAAGCAGUGCUAGAAGAAGCAUUUUAUUUUUGUUAACUUUUUAUAAGUGGCCUUUUGCCUUGGUUUCCCUUUGAGUCAUCUCCAAUCAGCUAUGCUUGAAAUUCCUGUUAAAUCUUGUAUCUGUUAGAUCAGCUGUUUGGCUCAAGCCAAAAACUGCUGCAAGCACAAGCAGUCCAACAGUAAAGCUCCUCUCUAAUGCCCUUUGGUACUUAGAUUGUUGUGUGGCCAUCCAGGCUAAAGGCCUCAAAUCAGUUAUUUUACAGACUUCCUCUUCUGUUACUUUCUCCAUGACCAAAGUGCCUAAAGAGAGCGAUGACGUAGACGUCUGCCUGAAAGGGCCUGAAUCAGAGAAUCCCUAACAGGUUAACACCAAGAGUAGAAGCAGCACAUCAUACCCCUGUCUCAUCCUCAGAGUUGUGAUAAGUCCCGAGGAGGGUGGGCGGGGAAGAAUAAUGGCCAGAACUCCGAGGAUGGAUCAUUAAGUGGAAGAGGGAGGGGGCUUAGGUGAAGAGGACCAAGCAGGAAUGGGGAGGGCAGAGCAGUGUAACCAAAGAGCUUACCCACCACUUUAUACUAUCUGCCUUGGAGAACUACCUGUUUUCUCGGAUUCGUCUGUCUUUGAUUUGUUAAAGUAUUGCUGAUGUCUUUUUUGAGGGAGGGGGAGGGUGGGGGGAGGGAGAGGAAGAGAUGAGGGAGAUGAUGGAACUCAUACGUUGUGUGCUUUGUUCUGAAAUAAAAUCAUGCACCUUUUGUUA